CAGCUGUCUUGAAAAUACCAGUUUGCAUUCAAGUCUAAUAAAUAAAUCCAUACAUGUUUUCAUUGUAAAUCCUGAUAGUUUGCUAAGGGACAAGGGAAUGAACAGGAUUUUGAAGUUUUAUUCUUCUUGUCAUAUCAUGAGAGUUUCCAGGAAUAUCUCGCUUCCAUUGUUAUCAUUACUUUUUUUUAAAACUCCCCCUUUGUGUUUGUUUAUCUAAAAUAAGGCCUAUCUGAACUGCUCAAGAGCAUUAAAUAUGCUACUGUGCUCCAAGGUUUCCACAUUGCGUGAAACAUUUCUCCUUAUAUCACAAAGUCAAGAUUUCAACUACAUAAAAAAUUGGACUGAACUUGCAAUUCUCACCGCAAAUCCUGUCUUUCCCUCCACUUCAGCACACCUGCUUUAACUUAUCAUUUUCCUGGUAGCUAUGAUGAAACCACUGGAGUGAGGCUGAACAGAUAGGAACAAAACCUGACUUAAUAGAUUAUUUCUCAUAGCCAGUGUGAAGAGUUAAUGCUAAUUGGAUGCUCAAACUCAGUUUGAGGUUUUUUUUUUACCUGCAGCUGCGGUCGUGUCUGAAUACAUAUGAGUUAAGGAGAUCAGAGGUGGAAUUGAGAACUGGUGUUUUGCUGUUCUGUGUACUUCAUUUACGUUUGAAGGAACCUAAAAGUGCAGUCACGUGAUCUAUAGUUGAAGAGUCUCUUCUGUAUUAAGGUGCUGGAGAGUCUGGAAAGAGCACUAUUGUAAAGCAAAUGAAGAUCAUCCAUAAAGAUGGUUUCACCUACCAGGAACGCAUGGAGUUCAGACCUGUCAUUUAUAGCAAUGCAGUGCAGUCUGUCCUCUCUAUCGUGAAAGCAAUGACUAAAUUAGGGAUAAAUUACGAAAACCCAGCUAGAAUUGAAGAUGAAAGGAAACUGUGUGCCAUGGCAACAACACUGGAGGAUGGAAACAUGACUCCUGAAUUGGUUGAACUCAUCAAACAACUGUGGAGAGACGGUGGGAUCCAGGCCUGCUUUGCCAGGGCAGCGGAGUACCAGCUCAAUGACUCAGCAGCCUAUUACCUCAAUGAUUUGGAUAGGUUAGCAAUGCCAGAUUAUGUGCCUAGUGAGCAAGAUGUUUUGCAUUCCCGAGUGAAAACAACUGGGAUUGUAGAGACUCAGUUUUCUUUCAAGGAUUUGAACUUCAGGAUGUUUGAUGUGGGAGGACAGCGAUCAGAGAGAAAAAAGUGGAUUCACUGCUUUGAGGGAGUUACUUGCAUCAUAUUCUGUGCUGCACUCAGUGCCUACGACAUGGUUUUGGUGGAAGAUAAAGAAGUGAACAGAAUGCAUGAAAGCCUUCAACUGUUCAACAGCAUCUGCAACCACAAGUGCUUUGCAGCCACUUCCAUUGUGCUGUUUCUGAACAAAAAAGACCUCUUUCGAGAGAAAAUAACAAAAGUUCAUCUGAAUAUCUGCUUUCCUGAGUAUAACGGACUAAAUACAUUUGAAGAUGCUGGAAAUUACAUCAAGAAACAAUUCCUAGACUUGAACAUGAAGAAAGGAGAUAAAGAGAUAUAUACUCACUUGACAUGUGCCACAGACACGCAGAACGUCAAGUUUGUAUUUGAUGCAGUCACAGACAUAAUAAUCAAAGAAAAUCUGAAAGACUGUGGGCUUUUCUAACCUUUUAUCCCCUUGCUCAUAGCCUAACUUCAUCUCUGUCCGCUUUCCUCUCUUCAUCUUGUGUGUUGACGGAAAUAAAAAACUCUAAGGAAGAAACAGUAUCAAUUAGGCUUUGGUUAGCUGUCAGCUGAAGCCUUGGUUGUAACUUGAGCAUUGCAGCGCCACUGACUUUCUGUCUGUCAUACGAAGAUUUAAAAAAAAUAUUCCUGCUCCACAGAUAUGUUAGCUGCUGAUAAACCCUACUGGAAUCAAAGGAAAAGUCCUAUUUUAAUCAAUACAAUUUGAUGGUAAUCAGCACUUCUCAGGGAACUGAGGACAGCUCAGUAUCCUGUGUUUUCUAGUGACAGAAGAAAAAAGGAUAAUGUAUGACAGGUAACUGACUUUCAUUUAUAUUUGAAGCAUU
Cuculus canorus (common cuckoo) is the source of this 2061-nucleotide messenger RNA. Its product is annotated as guanine nucleotide-binding protein G(t) subunit alpha-3. Gene Ontology annotation, cellular component: photoreceptor outer segment; photoreceptor inner segment; heterotrimeric G-protein complex. NCBI's taxonomy places the organism in Eukaryota, Metazoa, Chordata, Aves, Cuculiformes, Cuculidae. Bases 750 to 1658 code for a protein of 302 amino acids. The record is from RefSeq and is a predicted model, not a curated record. The transcript is spliced from 8 exons. Gene Ontology annotation, molecular function: GTPase activity; G protein-coupled receptor binding; G-protein beta/gamma-subunit complex binding. Gene Ontology annotation, biological process: detection of chemical stimulus involved in sensory perception of bitter taste; sensory perception of sweet taste; adenylate cyclase-modulating G protein-coupled receptor signaling pathway.